Molecule: messenger RNA, 627 nt
Organism: Ipomoea nil (Japanese morning glory)
Lineage: Eukaryota; Viridiplantae; Streptophyta; Magnoliopsida; Solanales; Convolvulaceae
Product: RNA-directed DNA polymerase homolog
Exons: 2
Coding region: 1-627 (208 amino acids)
Source: RefSeq, a predicted model, not a curated record
AUGGGAAGACGAGAAAUGCAAGUGCAUGAGAUCACCGAGCGGCCCGCAAAGAAAGCAAUGCCACCUCGCCCUGAACCGAUCGUGGAGUUAGAAGAAGUGGAGAUCGACCCUGCCCGACCAGAGAGGCGGAGAAUGUGUGUAGAUUACACCGACCUCAACAAGGCCUGUCCGAAGGAUCCUUUUCCUCUACCCAGGAUUGAUCAGCUAGUCGACGAGACUGCAGGGUCGGCCCUAUUGAGCUUCAUGGAUGCCUUCCGAGGCUACCAUCAGAUCUACAUGCACAAAGCCGACGAAGAGAAGACGGCCUCCAUCACCCCCAAUGGUGUGUACUGCUACCAGGUGAUGCCCUUCGAACUCAAAAACGUCGGGGCUACAUACACCCGAAUGGUCGCUCGGCUAUUCCAAGAUCUAUUGGGAAAAUCUAUGGUGGCGUACGUUGAUGACAUGUUGGUCAAAAGCCCGGAAGAGUCAGGUCAUGCUCAAGAUCUGGCCGAGUUUUUCCAGGUAAUGCUUAAAUAUAUUCGACGGCUUAAUCCCAAAAAGUGCGCCUUUACCGUGCAAGGAGGGAAAUUUUUGGGCUACAUGGUGACCAAGCGGGGCAUUGAGCCGAACCCCGAGAAGGUCUAA